This is a messenger RNA of Zootoca vivipara (common lizard), 5713 nucleotides long. RefSeq names its product protein phosphatase 1 regulatory inhibitor subunit 14D (gene PPP1R14D). Gene Ontology annotation, biological process: regulation of phosphorylation. The record is from RefSeq and is a predicted model, not a curated record. Gene Ontology annotation, cellular component: cytoplasm. NCBI's taxonomy places the organism in Eukaryota, Metazoa, Chordata, Lepidosauria, Squamata, Lacertidae. Gene Ontology annotation, molecular function: protein serine/threonine phosphatase inhibitor activity.
GUAUAUGGUGGUAUACAAAUUUAAUAAAACAACAGCAGCAACAACAACAACAACAAUAGAUAGCAGAUAGAUAAAUACUGUGUCUAAAAGAGGCCUCCAUACUGUACGGGUUUUAGAGUUAGAAUAUUAAAAGGAAAUAGCAUAUUUAAAGCACAAAAUGUAUUGAUCAGAAAUGCAUCAGAGAGGUGUAUUUCAGAAACAUGCAAUGUAAUAUUGCCUGCGUUCCCUCUCCUCGCUCUCAAUUAUCCCCACUUAGCUCAUUCUCCCCAGGAAGUGGAUUGCAUAAAACAUUAAUGGACUCUGUCUGCCAGGUCUAUGAUUGCUCAGCCUCUUCUAACAACAGAUGUUAUUACAACUACUCUCCCUCCCACAUUGCUUUUGUCAGUGUCGCUAACAGUGAAACCGAAUCAGCUUUUUCCUAGAGCAGCUGAUUGAUUGCUUCUCCUGCGACUUCUCUCUCUCUCUCUCUCUCUCUCUCUCUCUCUCUCUCUCUCUCUCUCUCUCUCUCUCUCUCUCUCUCUCUCUCUUGCUUUCAUCUAGCGACUUGCUCUGGGACAGCACAGGCACUUUCUUCUGCUUUUUGAAAAUAAUCAAUGGCAAUUUUUUGAAAGAGGAGGAGGGUAGGGUGAAGAAACAUGCUGGAGGAGAGAGCGUUGUCCCCAGAGAGUACGGAGGAGGUGGGACAAUUAGUGAGCAUAGCCCAGGGCCCAAGUUGCCUUCCUCGGGUCACUUUUAAUGCUCCAGAGAAACCAGAAGAAGAAACGUCCCACAGAAAGCUGGCCAAAUUAACCAUCAAGUAUAACCGAAAAGAUCUUCAGAGAUGGCUCGAUCUGGAGGAGUGGAUUGAUGCCCAGUUGCAAGAGCUGUAUCAGUACCAGUUGCAGGAGGAGACAGAAGCCACAGCCGCUCCAGAGCCAGAAAUCGACAUUGAGGAUCUCCUUGACGUCUCUAAUGAGGAGCAGAAAUCUAAACUGCAGGAAAUUCUCCACGAGUGUUCCAGACCUACAGAGGACUUUGUAACAGAACUGCUCGAUCGAUUGAAAGGUCUCAGGAGAAUGGCCAACAAUCAAAAGAAAUGAAUCGCAAUGACAAAAACCGGUAACACAAAAUGCAUCAUCCCGUGGAAGAGAAUUAUCUGAAGAAACAGGGAUGGAACUCCAGCGCUGCCUGAUAUCGUAGACAUCAGAUUCCAAAGCAUCCAUCUUCAUUCUUCCCUUGGAUUUGCAUCUGCAAGCAGUAGUUUGUGUGCAGGGAGGAGAGGCCAUAGCUCAGGGGGCAGAUCAGAUGCAUUGGUGGUCAAAGCUCCCAGGUUCAGUUCCUGACAUCUUCAUUUGAAAAACACUUAUGGAGCAGGACUGGGAAAGACCUCUGCUGAAAGCUCCGGAGAGGCAACAUGGAACUACCGUAGAUAAACCAAUGCUUGGACUGUGAGAAUCAAGCUAGGUCCUUAAGAACAGGGACAGGGAGCCUGUGUCUCCCCAGAUGUUGCUGGAUUCCAGCCCUCAUUGAUUCCUCCCAGUGUGGCCUUUGCUCAAGGGUGAUGGGAGCUGGAGGGAACAGCUGUUAUGGGAGGGAAGCAUCUCUUUCCUCCUUGCAUUAAAUCAGGGAGGGGAACCUUUGGUCUUGCAGAUGUUGCUGGGCUCUCAACUUAGCUUGAGCCAGCAUGACAUCCAGAGGGCCACCAGAUCAUUGUUGUUAUUAUUAGAUGUGUAUACUGCCCUUCAUCUGAAGAUCACAGGGCAGUUCACAACAUAAAAAUACAAACACGAAAUACGUAAAUCCCUUGAUGCCCUCCACCCAUUGUGUCAUGUUGUUGAGGGAUGGGGAACAGAUGUUGCUGUACUCCAGCUUCCUUCAUCCCUGAUGCUGGCUGGGUUUGAUGGGAGUCAGAAGACAACAACAGCAGAUUCUCCGCCCCUGAAUUAGAGCAUGGGGGGCAAGACAAGUCUCUCAAGCUGGACAGGUUUGUAUGAUGGCAUUUGCUGUCCCUGCUUUAGAAUAUAAUUUUCAGUUGAAUAUUUUUGUGCUUUUUAAUAUGCACCAGACAUUUAAAGCAUGGAGUUUCCUCAAAGAAUCCUGGGAACUGUAUUUUGUUAAGGGUAGUGGAAAUUGUAGCUCUGUGAGGGGGUUCUACAGUUCCCUGGAUCUUUUUUGGAUUUAAAAAUGUAUUUUAAAUGUAUGGUGUGUGCGCAGCCUAAGAGAAGCAUUUAUUGGAAUCUAUCAGACUCCCCAGUUUUCAUUGACAUCACCUCUGAGAUUAGUCUUUUAAAACAUUUUUCCUGCCUAGUGAUUUCCAGCUUUACUUCCAUCAGUGACACAGCUGAUAAGGUGAGGCACAGGAAACAGUCAUACAGUGAAGAACGACAUCAUGAUGGGGGUUUACAAUUUGUGCAUCCUCUCUUUGUUACAUACCUAUGGUAUGCACCAUUUUUGGCUGACAGAAUGCCAAAAAUGGGAAGCAGAGAAGUCAAGUUUUCAGUGACUGAGAGAGGGGAAGAAGUUGGGAAAGUGGAUUUAGCUCAGCCUUAUUUUUCUCUUUCAUGGAUAAAUGCUCUUCAGUAAUUGCACGUGGCUUAGCUACCAGAGUCUAGAAUCCAAAAAUACUGAGGCAUGGGAGUUUCCAGCAGCUAAACGUGAAGGAGGUGGGAGAUGAAAUACCUGAGCUGCUGCAGAUCUGUGAGUUUUCUUGAGUAACACAUGUCCAUUCAUGUAAUUACAAGGUGGGGUUUCCUGUCCUUUUUACAGUAUUUCCUAUUCUGAGGAAUAUACACUGGUGACUAAGGCAAUGUUGAGAUCGUUCAUUCUUCUGAGCAAUGGGAAUGACUUCACCAAAAGAUCUGUGCUUUCAGGCCCCAGUGCUGCAUCCAUAGCAAAAAGUGUGUUCACUGUUGCUUCCCCCCCUUUCAAAUAUUGUGUUUGUAUGCACAAACACCCCAAGCAUGUGAUAGUUUGAGAUGCAUAAGGAGUUAACAUGAAAAAUGUAUUUUUGUCUUUCAUUUCAAUUGCUUUGGACAAUGUCUUCGUCAUCAUCAUGUUUGAGGUACAUUUUCUAUGGCCUUGGUGUGGUCUUUCCAAUGUCACAAUUCCCAUGCCCCCAUCUCCAGGUGUAUUUCACUUGCUAAAUAAUAAUAAUAAUAAUAAUAAUAAUAAUAAUAAUAAUAAUAAUUUAUUAUUUAUACCCCGCCCCAUCUGGCUGGGCUUCCCCUGCCACUCUGGGCGGCUUCCAACAAACAUUAAAAUACAUUCAAACAUUAUGAAUGGAGGUGACUGUAUAACAGUUGGUAGCUAAUCUGUGGCAUGGGUGCCAUAAAUGGCACAAGGAACACAGGUCUGUGCCACUCCUGGACCAAAGCAAGAGGGUCUGUGGGCAGGGGUGGAUUUCAGGGAGCGUGACCAGGGCCACCGCUGAAAUUUGAAAGCCCAAAGUCCACCACUGUUGUGGCAGAAAGCUUGGACUACCGGUAUGUGCCUGCCUCUGAGAUCUAGAGCUUGGUCUCAUAUCUCUAUCUAGUGGACUACACCUAGAGUUCAGGUUUCAGGCCAAUUUCUCGGUCUGUCUGCAAGAGAUCCAUGGACAGAAUAGUUAGGUUAAUUCUGAAACUGAAACACGCCAUGGAUGGUAUAAGAGGAGAGCAGCAAGUACAGUUGUACCUUGGUUUUCAAACAGCUUAGUUCCCGAAUGUCGCAACCCCGGAAGUAACUGUUCCGGUUUGCGAACUAUUUUUGGAAGCCAAACGUCCAACAGGGCUUCCCCGGCUUCUGAUUGGCUGCAGGGCCUUCCUGCAUCCAAUCAGAAGCUGCAAUUUGGUUUUCGAACCUUUUGGAAGUCGAACACACUUCUGGAAUGGAUUCCAUUCGACUUCCAAGGUACGACUGUACUGCACUGCAACAUGCUUCCAGGCAACACCUUCUGCCCGCAGACUAUGCUCAUGUGCAUUACAAACACACCAUCUGAAGGAAAACACUCAUUUCACUAUCUUCAAACCGCCUGGCUAGCUCAGCCCUCCUAACAAACUAAUCAAACAGUAUUAAAAAUGUUGUGUCUGUUUCCCUCUCUCUUCCUACAUGCAUUUUCUUUGCAGUACUUGCUGGGCAAGUUGCUCAAGUCCAUAAAACACACUAGAGAACGGCAAACAACUGGGUCAAACUGAGGUUGAAGUAGAAAUUAUAUUUGUGGAAAAAUACAGCAUCAAGGAACUAAAAUGACGCUUCCCUCUCCAGCAGGCAGUUUCAUACAUCUUUGCAUGAAUGCGUUUAAGCACAACAUGUAUUUUUCUAGCCACAGAAGACAUUGUAAAGAAAGCCUGUCACUGACUUCAGAAUUUGUAGGAACUGAAAACUCUUUGGGGAGAAAGUGACUGCGUGCUUCUGGGCCAGUUCCGAUUCCACACCCUGCUCUAUAGCUGUCUUGGUUCAAUCCCCUUUCCAUCCCUUUCAGCAGAUAGUCUGAAACACACACACACACACACACACACACGGCCAACAUGAAGAAAGCUUUGAUCCAAGGGCAGGGCCCACAGUGGUUAAAAAUAAAACCUGGCAAACUGGUUACUGAAACAAUUCAAGGGAGAAUAAGCUGGAUGUCACAUAGAUUGUCACCUCUGAGCAGGCAGGAUGGGGGAGGAGGAGAAAAGGGAGGAGGAGUCUAUUUCCUUCAACACGGUCCAAAUAUGCUAACCACAAACACAGCAGCAAAAACUGCUUUGUCUGAAACCUGUUUUCUGUACUAAGCAAAUUCGAGCUGACAGCGCAUGACCAGACACCACAACUAUAAAUGUUGUGGUUCAGCAAUCUGUGAAACAUUUCUAUGAAAGUGAGACUGCAUUUAAAAUUCUUAUCCUACCCCCUAACAGCCAUCCAAUCCCCAUGAUUAUGCAUCUGGAGUCUGCAUCAGACACACUUCCGCUUCACUGUGGACAUAAUACUAAAUGGGAUGCUGGUGCUUUUUAGGGGAAAUCAUGACAUUCAAACCUCUGCAGCCACGGACCUCUGAAUUACUGAAUGCACAACUCCUGGUGGAUACAGGCCAUGUACCUGAGCAUUGGGUUUUUGUUUUUUGAUGCUAAAGUGCUUCCGUUUAUUUCAACCCAUCUUCCUGUUAAAACGCUAUUUGUUUUAUCUUUGGGAGGUGUCUAGAUCUGAUGAUGGGCAUGUUACUCUAGCACUAGUCAUUGCCAGGGAAUUACUUGCUCUAUUCACAGAGUAAUUACCGCCAUUCACUCUGAAAGGAAAUGGUCUGUAUAUGCUGCUUUGUCAGCUCACACCUACCCCUCCAGACUCCUGCCAAGUGCCUGGCUUCCCAGGUUGACUCCCCUUCUGUUCACCCUAGAUGGAAACAUGCCGAAAAGGCAACCAAUCCACCCAAGAGUGUGUUGCAAUUGCAAACCAGCUGCUAUGGAACACAACUUUACGCCUAACCUUCUCUGGCUAUUUAAAUUGUUUAGAGGAGAGGGGCAUCAGGAACCUGUGCCCGCCCAGCUGUGAAUUCUGGAAAUGCUUUUACCGCCUUCAGUUCAGACAUGCAGAGUCCUUCAGUCACCUUGGUUCACAUGCCUGAGAAUGCCACUUCCUUGAGUUAGAGGAAAGCACAAGAUCUGGACACCAGUAAGAGCCAAUGAAGAACAUUGCUUCACAUCCAGUGGCACCAUCCUGUUCACACAAGGACUUCCACAAUGGAACUUCCCUUUUCUCUCCUGUUCUGGGGGGUUUGCCA